UCCGCGGUUAAGAAGCACUUAUGACGGUGGCUCAGGAACGUUCUCUUGGUUCUCCUUUCAGGAGGCAAAGGAGAAUUCUGCCUAAGAGUUGAGUCCUGCCUUCGUGCUGAGGAGGCCUUAUUCCCGAGAUCAGGCCUGAGCCGGACAAACCCCAGCCUCUAAUCAUGGACUUGUUUCUGUGACCUUCCAACCAUAACAAUCAACUGGCCCGUCUUCUCACUUUUCUCGAAGGUUAAUUGCUUGCCCCGGAUAUGCUGCUCUUCUUCACUGUGGGAUUGCUCGUGCAUUUUGUGUUCUUCGCCUCCAUCUUUGACAUUUAUUUUACAUCCCCUCUGGUUCAUGGGAUGACUCCACAAUUUACAGCAUUGCCUCCUCCAGCAAGAAGAUUAGUGCUUUUCGUUGCUGAUGGCCUGCGAGCAGAUGCACUUUAUGAAUUCGAUGAAAAUGGAAAUCCUAGAGCUCCAUUUAUUAGGAAUAUCAUAAUGCAUGAAGGCAGCUGGGGGAUAUCUCAUACACGUGUGCCAACUGAAUCUCGGCCAGGUCAUGUAGCCCUGAUAGCUGGGUUUUAUGAAGAUGUCAGUGCAGUUGCCAAAGGAUGGAAGGAAAAUCCUGUAGAAUUUGAUUCUCUUUUUAAUGAAAGCAAGUACACGUGGAGCUGGGGAAGUCCAGAUAUCUUGUCCAUGUUUGCUAAAGGUGCUACGGGAGACCAUUUUUUUGCAUAUAGUUAUGAUGCUAAUGAUGAGGAUUUUGGUGCCCAGGAUGUAACAAAACUGGAUACAUGGGUUUUUGAUAAGAUUAAGGAAUUCUUUCAUGCUGCCAGAAAGAACCAAUCUUUGUUUUCUAAACUAAAUGAAGAGAAAAUAGUUUUUUUCUUACAUUUAUUGGGAAUAGAUACAAAUGGACAUGCUCACCGACCAUCAUCGAGGGAAUAUAAGGACAAUAUUAAACUGGUUGAUGAGGGAAUUAAAGAAAUUGUGUCCCUACUUAAAGAGUUUUAUGGAAAUGACGAGAAAACUGCAUUUGUCUUGACCUCUGACCAUGGAAUGACAGACUGGGGUUCCCAUGGGGCUGGUCAUCCUUCAGAGACUUUUACUCCUUUUGUCACUUGGGGAGCUGGAAUCAAGUAUCCCCAAAAAGUAUCAGCUCAGCAAUUUGAUGAUACACUUUUAAAAGAAUCUAAAUUGAGGUACUGGAAGAGGCAAGAUAUCAAUCAGGCUGAUAUUGCACCAUUGAUGGCUUCUCUUAUUGGAGUUCCCUUUCCCCUUAAUUCAGUGGGAAUCCUUCCUGUGGAUUAUCUUAACAACACUGAUGUCUUUAAAGCAGAGAGCAUGUACACAAAUGCAGUACAGAUUCUUGAACAGUUCAAGGUGAAAAUGACUCAGAAAAAAGAAGUCACUUUACCAUUCUUAUUUACACCAUUUAAGUUGCUUUCUGAUUCUGAACAGCUCAACAUUUUAAGAAAAGCAAGAUCUUAUAUAAAACAGAGGAAGUAUGAUGAAGCAGUCUCCCUUUGUAAGGACCUGAUUCAUCUUGCAUUGAAAGGAUUGUCCUAUUACCACACUUACGACAGAUUCUUUUUGGGCAUCAGUGUUGUGCUUGGUUUUGUGGGAUGGGCAUCUUAUGCUUCUUUGUUGAUCAUCAAGUCGCAUUCCAGCCUCACCAGAGGUGUUAGUAAAGAAGUUAAGAAACCAAGCCAUCUCCUGAUGUGUAGCUUUGUGGCUAUUGGUGUUUUAAUAGCAUUUUUCCUGCUGAUUCAAGGCUGUCCCUGGACUUACUACGUGUAUUGUUUGUUGCCAGUGCCAAUAUGGUAUGCGGUUCUAAGAGAAUAUCAAGUUAUUCAAGACCUUGUCACAUCACUGUUGACCUUGCCUCUGAGUCAUUUUGUUGGAUACCUGGUAUUCUGUACCCUGGGAAUUGAAGUAUUAGUUCUCAGUUUUUUCUACCGCUAUAUGCUUACCGCUGGACUUAUUGUAUUUGCGGGUUGGCCAUUUAUCACUCAGCUGUGGACGCGAGCAAAGAGUAUCUCACUGAGUUGGAUUUUCUUCUGUCUGCUCCUGGCAGUGUUCCCUCUGAUGCCGGUUGUAGGACGAAAGCCAGAUAUCUUUCUAGUAAUGGGUGCGGGCCUGAUGGUUCUUCUGCUGUCGCUGUUUGUUGUAACAUCCCUUAUAAAAAGAAAAUCUGGUUUUGUAAAUGGAGAGCUAUUGUUACAUCUAUUACAGAUGCUGAGCAUAGUACUUUCCAUGUGUGUUGUGUACAGCACCCAUAAUAGUCUACUCAGGAAACAAGGCCUACCUCUGAUUAAUCAGAUUGUUAGCUGGAUCAUAUUAGCCUCGUCCUUCGUCCUGCCACUGCUGAGUCCCACGGUUCUUCCCGAGCGACUGGUUAGCAUACUUCUGUCCUCAAUGUCAUCGUACCUCCUUCUCAGCACAGGGUAUGAAGCUCUCUUUCCAUUAGUAUUGUCCUGUGUGAUGUUUGUCUGGAUACACAUGGAACAAGAAACCCUACAGCAAUGUGGUGUUGCCCGUAAACAGAAGGUCAGCAAUAUCCAGUUCACCUAUAAUACUGAUAUAAGCCAGUUUCGACAGCUCUCUCUGGAUGACACCCGUAGGGCCUUUUUCCUUGUUUUCUUUUUACUGACAGCGUUUUUUGGAACUGGGAAUAUAGCGUCUAUUAACAGCUUUGAUCUUGCCUCUGUUUACUGCUUUCUGACCAUAUUUAGUCCUUUUAUGAUGGGAGCCCUGAUGAUGUGGAAGAUUUUGAUCCCUUUUGUUCUUGUGAUGUGUGCUUUUGAAGCAGUGCAGUUAACUACCCAGUUAUCAUCAAAAAGUCUUUUUCUCAUGGUCCUCGUCAUAUCAGACAUUAUGGCUUUGCAUUUUUUCUUCUUGGUCAAGGAUUAUGGCAGCUGGCUUGAUAUUGGAACAAGCAUCAGCCACUACGUGAUUGUCAUGUCCAUGACCAUCGUUUUGGUGUUUCUCAAUGGGCUGGCACAGCUGCUCACGACAAAGAAACUCAAACUGUGUGGCAAACCCAAAAGCCACCUCAUAUGAUGUUGCCGAAGCCAACACUCAGCAUAUGGACCCUGGUUCUUGGUCUCCUUUUAAACCCGAAGCGUAUCCAGAUUCUACAAGAAGAUGGAUAUUGAUGUAUGGCUUGUUCUGCUCCCGUGAAGCAAACUAUAUGUGGAAUUCUGAACUGCAGUAAAGGAGCUUCCAUUCUCGUUAGGCUUUGCACACGUGAAAUAGUGAUUACGUCUGUGGGAACGUGGAGUAAAACAUUCUCCAUUUUCAUUUUUUCCCCUUAACUGGCAGCUUUUCUCAGUGACAUUUCAGAGCCCCCGUAAUAAUCUGGUCCCCACUGUGCAGCUUCCUGUAUACGCAUAGGGGAAUGUGCUCCCCUGAGGACGGUUCUUACCAGGCCCAAAUCAGUGCUAUGGCUGAACUUGAAGGGAAUCAGCAGGUGACACCAUAAAUAUUUACCAACUCUUCGCACUAGUUUUCCAAGUAGUUCUAACCACUAACGGUAACACUAGGAAGGCUGGCAGCAUGUGUUACUCAAAUUGACUAACGCUUCAGCAGAAAAAGUGUUGGCAGGUGUUUGUCAUUUUUUUUCAGGAUGCAAUAUUACCUUCAGCUUCUUGAUGCUGUCUCUAGGGUUUUCAUAGUCAACCAGCUAGAUGCAGCUUUGACCGUCACUUGUUUGUUUUCUCUUUUUUGGAUUCUCAUGGAAUUUCUGGAGAGAGAAAAGUUGAAAAUGCUUAGUAUUUAUGUCUUGUCCAUAGGAAAAAAUUUAAAAGGAGUAGUUUUUAAUUGUAGAUUCAGUAUCUGUUAACCCCAUAACUUUUAAUCGUUCAUCACUUAAAUCAAUAGUUAAACUUUCUGACAAAAUCAUAAGAAUCAGGAUUAAAAUUGCUUCUCUUUCCGGUUGUGAGAUACUAGCCCAAAGGCCUAAAGUCCUCUUAUUAAAUUUAAAUUUCUAUUUGUAAACAAAUUCUAAUGGACCAAAUAUUUUGAGAGCAAUUUUUAUUUGGAUUUUUCAUAAAGUGACCUUUACAUAUCACUGUAGAGUUGGCCUUUUGCCCAUGGUGUGCCAGUAGAUUUUGUCUGGUGCUAACUAAGCUUUAGUGUCUGAGCAAUUUUUAAAAAUAAUUGCGUUUGAAUUAAGUUAUUGCAUUUCUAAUUUGCAUUAAUGAUGAGGAAGCCCUCUACAAAUUACUAGCUUUUUCAAGUUGGCAGGUGAGUGAACGAAUAAAAUUUAGAAGAUUCAAAACUGUUUCCCAGUAUGUGCUGUCUUAAUUUCUAUUUAUGAUAACAUAUAAUGUAUUUGUGAUAUAUUUCAUGGUAUACCAGAAAAAGCAUUAUAGUAUAAAAAAAGGAAAGAUGUGUUGCUGUCAGUAUAAGAUAAGACCACAUGCAUCAGUCUGUAAUACAAACUCAAAGGGGACAGCUGAGAAGCUGCUGUAGCCGACAGUGACAUUGGCAGGUGGAGAACCCGUUGCCUCAAAGGAUUUUUGAUCAGUUUUUUCAUAACUCAGAGAAAACUGACUUUAUAAACACUUAUUUAGCUCCUUUUAUAUGUAGUUUUUCCUUUUGUCUUUUCCCAGAUUUUCACACAGAGGAAUUAGUGAAUGUUUUAUUACAACAUUGUAAAAGGUGCUCAGUGUUUUAUUUUGCUUUUUGAAACAUGUGUUUUUUAUUAUUGUUUCAAGUUGUGUGAGUUUACAAAAGAGGAAUGUGUGUCCACAGCCCCAGGCUCACCUUGCUGCCCUGUAACUGGGUCCUUCAGACUCACCUGAGUUUGCUAGAUGGAAUUUUCCUAUUGCUCAGUUUAUCAAAUAUCUUACAGUGUUUUGAAAUGCAUAUUUUUGUAUUGAAUAACAGAGGACAAAUAAAUAAGA
Molecule: messenger RNA, 4894 nt
Organism: Rhinolophus ferrumequinum (greater horseshoe bat)
Lineage: Eukaryota; Metazoa; Chordata; Mammalia; Chiroptera; Rhinolophidae
Gene: PIGN
Product: phosphatidylinositol glycan anchor biosynthesis class N
Exons: 30
Coding region: 252-3047 (931 amino acids)
Biological process (GO): GPI anchor biosynthetic process
Cellular component (GO): endoplasmic reticulum membrane
Molecular function (GO): mannose-ethanolamine phosphotransferase activity
Source: RefSeq, a predicted model, not a curated record